AUGUCCGUGUGUGUAAGGUAUCAGCGAUGUCUGUGUCGUCCGCACGCCCACUUAUCGAGGAGACAAUUUCGUCGAUACGUUCUUACUUAUAAUAUAUCAACCGUCUGGUCUAAUGAAACACCGCUCGGUCCCACUGAACGCUCGUCUCCCCCGGGUCCUUCGGUCCGUCGGUUCGCGGGUCCAGGGGCCGCCACGCCACUAGUCCUCGACAUCUGCCCGUCUCCAACUGUCUCUGGUUCGAGACGGUGUCGAUGUGUUAUCGAUAAUCCUAAAGUCUGUUAUCAGACCAGGAGAGGCGAGCGAGCGUUCAGGCUUCUCAAGAUAACACGUGACAGGGGCCUUAACGGAGAGUACAGGCCGCGGAGAGUAUCUACUGGCUGCAGCCUCACACACUGA
Messenger RNA from Danaus chrysippus (African queen), 396 nucleotides. The record is from the annotation of a GenBank genome assembly. NCBI's taxonomy places the organism in Eukaryota, Metazoa, Arthropoda, Insecta, Lepidoptera, Nymphalidae.